AUGCUCGCAGGAGCUGAUGAGUUGAAUACGCGGCGGUGCACAGACCACUUGUGCUGUAUUUACCUGCGGGAUUACAUUUGGUCUUUCGUCAGGUUUGCUAUCUGCCAUUUAAACAUGGACGCGUUUGGCUUCAUGACAAUUGGCAUCACAUUGUUUUAUAUGCUGUUUGGCGAGAGGAUGGUCAAUGUAAGGAAAAUGUACCUCGCUUCUCGGGAACAGGUCACGAAUCACCUUCCCAACUGUGUUCCACUGAAAAAUCUGAAUAAUGGUGCAGAGGAUAUAACUGUCUUUGGAGAUGGACUUGCCUUUAUAAGCACUGGUUUAAAGUACCCAGGAGUACCAUCAUCAGACACUCCUGGAAAGAUCUUCCUCCUCAAUCUCAAGGACUCCCAGAUGGAACCUGUGGAGUUGCUCAUAUCAAAAAACUUUGACCUGGAGACGUUCAACCCUCACGGCAUCAGUGUCUACACAGACACAAAUGGAUCAGUAUACCUGUUUGUUGUGAAUCAUCCUUACCACAAAAGCCAAGUAGAGUUGUUUAAAUUUGUCGAGGAUGAACGCUCCCUGAUUCAUCUUAAGACAUUCAAACAUCAACUGCUUUACAGUGUCAACAAUAUUGUGGCUAUGGGAGUGGAUCGUUUCUAUGCCACCAAUGAUCACUAUUUCUCAGAUGAACUCCUUAAAACGAUAGUGGAGCCUCUCCUGGGUCAACCUUGGACUAAUGUUGUGUAUUACAGUCCUGAGACAGUCAAAGUGGUCUCUGAGGGAUAUUACUUUGCAAAUGGCAUCAACGUCUCACCUGACAAAAGGCAUAUAUACGUGGCAGAUAUAUUUGCUCAUAAUGUGCAUGUGCUGGAGAGGAAAGAUGACACCACAUUGGUCUCUGUCAAGUCCGUGGCUGUGGGGUCACUCUGUGACAACAUUGAAGUUGACCCUAAAACAGGUGACCUGUGGUUUGGCUGUCUACCCAAUGCAUGGAAGCUUUUCCACUUUGACCCCAAACAUCCACCUGGCUCGGAGGUCAUCCGCAUCCAGAACAUUCACUCAGAUGAGCCAUUGGUGACGCAGGUGUAUGCUGAUGAUGGUCAUGUGAUCAUGGGUUCCUCUGUAGCUACGACCUAUGGAGGCAAACUGCUCAUUGGCUCAGUGUUUCAUAAAGCCUUGUGCUGUGAUUUGGAGUAGACAAUAACAUGAAGCAAUAAUUGAAUAACAAAAUAAUUUAAUAAAACAAAACAAUUGCUUCCAUGGAUUUUUAAAGCACUUGGAGGAGGUACCGUAUGUGCACUAAACUACAUGUAAACACAACAAAUAAAUAAAAGUGUGAUGUAAGAGGAGAUAGUUAUAAUCAUCGGUUAAGAAUUGAUUACAAUCAAACCUCGGUUUUCAUAUGCUCCAAUUUUUGUAUGAUUCAAUUUUUGUCGAUAGGUUUUCGUACCAUAUUGAACAUAACAAACCAGUUUGUUUGCCCUGUACUGUAUCACUCUGCAAAAUAAAGUGGCCAAACAAAGCGCCCUACACGUCGCUGACUCACUGGCAUUUUUUAUCGAGU
Molecule: messenger RNA, 1549 nt
Organism: Dunckerocampus dactyliophorus (ringed pipefish)
Lineage: Eukaryota; Metazoa; Chordata; Actinopteri; Syngnathiformes; Syngnathidae
Product: serum paraoxonase/arylesterase 2-like
Exons: 9
Coding region: 1-1182 (393 amino acids)
Molecular function (GO): arylesterase activity
Source: RefSeq, a predicted model, not a curated record